Messenger RNA from Melanotaenia boesemani (Boeseman's rainbowfish), 2046 nucleotides. Its product is annotated as extracellular matrix protein 1-like. Gene Ontology annotation, cellular component: extracellular region. The transcript is spliced from 9 exons. The record is from RefSeq and is a predicted model, not a curated record. Bases 227 to 1717 code for a protein of 496 amino acids. Gene Ontology annotation, biological process: regulation of bone mineralization; signal transduction. Lineage: Eukaryota; Metazoa; Chordata; Actinopteri; Atheriniformes; Melanotaeniidae.
UCAUCUCUCAUUCUCCACAACAACCAUAAAAAGUCUUCGUCGAGUUGCGGGAUUUUGCUCGCAGACGGACAGCACAGCGGCUUGUGUUGGACCAAUAAACGGGCCGGUCUUCACGCUGACCCGCUGCGCGUGCCUUCCUGGGCUGCCUCUGGUCUGAUACUUUGCCAGGACGUUCAGCUCCAAGCAGUGGGGCACUCUGAAGAGCACAAACACGAUCAGCUUUACCAUGGGAUCGACUUGGGCGCUAGUCUGCUCCACCACUUUAGUCUUGGCUUUACUGAGCUCAGCAGCUAAAGAUGAACCCAACAUUGAGCAGCAUGAGAUCCCUUUUGACCUUGACCUCAGGAGAGGGAUUCCACAGCCAGAUUCAAUGAUGUUGCAGAAAGAGGUGGACUUAACAGACCUUAUUGAUCCUAAGGAGUUCCUCAUGCAGAAGGAAAUGGAUGUUCCACCAUUUCUCCUCAAUGGUCAAUCUAGUUUUGGGCCCCGUUCUUUUGGUGGCCCUCCCACUCUGAACUACCCCGUUCAGUUUCCCCUUAGCCGACCAACAUCUGACAACAUCCAAGCCGUGUGUCUCCAUGGAGACCAUCGACCCCGCUACCCCAGCUCAUAUUUUCCCCCGUCUGGUUUUGGCCAGAACAGGCGAAUGGCUACUGCUGUGAAUAAUGCAGAGUCCUGGUUUGGUUCGUGCUGUAAAAGGAACCAGACGUGGGAGGGAGACAUGAUGCUGUGUUGCGCCACUCAGGCGUGGGAGCUGUCACUUGAAUUGUUCUGUGAGGAGAACUCAAGAGUGAAAGAUCGUCAGCAUCUCUGCUGUUCAAGAGACAAUGGCAAACUAGACUGUUUCAAUGAGGCUGCUGAAAACCCAAGCUACGAGCCAACAGAGGUGCUACCAGUGGAGUCGCUUCCCCCCACUGUCAACUUCAGCUUUGAUCCCAGUACUUGCCAAAGGAAACUGAUGACUCCAUAUAGUGUCAGGGUACUUAGAAAAAAGAAGGAAAAGAAACCAUCGACUUCCCAGAAAAUUGACAUCAACUUUCCUCCUGGACGACCCACAGCAGAUAACAUUGAAUUACUGUGCAGCAACCAGAAGCUUCGGCCCCUCUAUAACACCAAGUGUUUGCCACGCUUUGGCUAUGAGCUGCUGGCUGUACAGGCCAAGACCAUUAAUCGUUUAGAAAAGGGAUUCAAACAGUGCUGCAAAAAGAAACAUGGUGUCCUCACCUGUGCUGACCAGAAGUGGCGUGAUGAGCUAAACAAGUUUUGCUCAGCUGCAAGCAACAAGCAGGGGCCAGUGGAUUUACAGUGCUGUUUGGGUGAUGAGGCAAAUGAUCAGUACACCUGUUUCCAGCAAACGUCUCCAGACCCAAACUAUAACAUGACUUCUGCCAGUGAGAAGCCCUCGCUUAGUAGAAUAUGUGACACUCACAGUAUUAUCAGGAAGAGAUUCCCUGUUGGGUUUCCUCUCACAACCUUUGUGAGCCAAUGCUGCCCCCUGCCUGAUGAAGAACGAGCCAGUUGUUCUGAGCAAAAGCUUGAAGAGAUAUCCCAGAACCUGUGUCCACCAAAGAAGCCGUCUCCAGCUGUUCGCCGCUGUUGCAAGACGGCUUCACGAGAAGCCGUUCCUCAGUGUAUCUCUAAAAUCAUCAUGGAUGCCAUCAACAAAGCAACCAAUGUCUUACGCCAGAAGAAGAGGAAAAGGUGCCCGAUUUCUUAAUGGUCUGAAAAUUGGAGAGAAUAUUCAAAAUAUGGACCAAAUUCUAGCUUCAUCUGCAUCUGCUGCCAGUGUUAGUAACAGUUACAUAACUAUAUAAGAAGCAUUUCUACCAUCUACAAUCAAACAGUAUACUGCUGAAUGCAUAGUUUUUAAAAACAGACUUUAGUCUGUUUCACUGUACCUAUGUUUUCAUUUUAUAGCUGCUCUUAACUUGAUUUUGAAUGUAGUUUUUUAUGGCUUUGGAGCUUCAAUAGCAAUAUAUUAUUUUUUAUGAUUUUGUUGUUAGGAUUGUAUCUGGAACAGUUCUAAUAAAAACACUUUAAAAUUCA